This is a messenger RNA of Porites evermanni, 3050 nucleotides long. The record is from the annotation of a GenBank genome assembly. NCBI's taxonomy places the organism in Eukaryota, Metazoa, Cnidaria, Anthozoa, Scleractinia, Poritidae.
AUGGCCGAAUCGCUACACAACACUCAGUUGCCUUUAGGUUACGACGAGGAGUUUGUGCAAGAAGUUGAAGAUGAUCUCGUUUGCUUAAUUUGUCAUUUCCCGUUAAGGGCGCCUGUUCAAACAAGAUGCGGUCACAGAUUUUGUAAUGCAUGCCUUGAGGAGCAUUUGAGAAGGUACGUUUAUGGAACUAAAUUCUAAUAAAUGUUUAGUGUUGAUAUAGAUUUGAUCAUGGGAUAACAGAAAGAUUGGAUAGGAAACUGGCUGACGUGAUCGGUUGAAAAUGUGACCUUACCUCCGAUGUUUUUGGCAUCUUAUUUUUCCUCGUAUGUUUCCCUAGCUCUGUCUUCGACCUGACAGAUUGCUCAUGCUUUGGAGUAAAAGGAUGAAGAGCGUUUGCUCUUGAGAAGACAGUUAGAGGGUACAAAACCGAUAGAGGCAAAAGACAGAGUAAAUGAUUAUGAAACUUACGAGAGCGACAGCGCCCGAUAACUAAAUGCACCAAACGGCAAGUCAUUACAGAAACGCGCCCAUUCAAAGACGUCGAUCGUGAAAAUGCAAAUAAGUGAAAAAUGACGUCAAUUUAGUGUCAAUCAAGAAAUCUCCUGGGUAUAUCCCUUUCCUGGUUAUUGUUCCUGCUCAGACAUCCGCAACAUUUGCCUAUUCUUUGAUGAAGAAUAGAACUUCACGCGACUAACAAUAGCUCAGUCUGUUAAAAACUGUCUAAACUUACUCCGAAUUAGCAUGUGACUUUUUGCUGUUAAACGCGUCAAAAUUGAAAAAUCCUCGGAUCAUUGUUGUUGAUUUUACCGUAAAUAAUUCAAUGCACUGACUUAAAAUGAAUUUCUACCUUUUACAAACUUCUUGGUGUUCGAAUCGAUCGAUGAAAUAUGAGCGCAACCGAUGCGUUAAUAGUUUGUUUACAUUUUGUCACGGGUUUUGGAUAAUAUUAUAAACCUUAAAAUUUACGGGCAAAUUCGACGAAAAAGCACUCUCACUUACAUUCUUCAUUUAAGAUAUUUAUUUUAGCAAAGUAUAAGGCAAAAUUAAGAGCGAUACUUUCUUUAAGAACGCUAUAACUACAUAUUCAACGGCCAAACCUAGACAGCGAUCUAAUCCGUCUCUUGAAAACAACUACAAUACCGCUUCUGAUAAUAAUAUUUAUAAACGCUGCAAACAUUUUUAUUCAAUCUUAUCGAGUGAUUUUCGUGAAGAUGAGUUUUUAAGUGAAGAAUACUUUGGUUUCUGAUUAGUUUUAACUGUUUUGCCAUCAAAACGAUUCGCACGAGACUACCGAAUUCGCGAGGGUUUUAUGUUAGUGCACGAGGAAGAAAAAUGCUUCUCUUUGCAUAAACAUUUUCUUCUUUGUAGCAAUGACAAAGACAUUCCAACACUUUAAACAAUGGCAACCUACUUCUAUUGUUUCUGCAUUGUCUCUUGAAAGUGUGAGAAUAGUUAACCGCUAUGAAGUUCAUAAGAGACCGAAAACGACGGUAGUCUUUGAAACUUCGUUUUUGCUCGCAAAGCCUAAUGGGUACCCCACUUUUCACGGGCGACGUUUUUCAAUGGGCGCGUUUCUGUAAUGCUAACUACACGAAAGUACAGGAAAACAUUAUUUAGUGGCUAAACGCCUACAAAAAAGGCACAGCUUAAUUUUCCACAAACCACAAGCAAACCGGGAUUGACGAUUUCUUUUUUGCUUUUAUAUAAGCUUAGUGAGUGUCAGUAAAAUUGUCAAGGCAUGAUGUUUCAAGUACCCAGCUCAAACGUAACGAUAAAAAGACCAUAUAUGAGAAUUGUUGAAAACGGGGAUUAAAAGCUCGCAUUUGAUUGCGGACCUGACCGUGGAAACGCCGUUUAUAACUUUCUCAAAUUAAUUUUUAGGGUAAGGCAACUUGUUUUGUUAUUUUAAGAUAUAAAUUUACGAUUAUGCAAGGUAAUUUUCAGUCAGGUCUUUGAAUAAGCGAAGUUUAAAAUUGUUGUGUAAAACGUUUUAUGGUAACUACUAGAAUACAACUGGCCCGGAAACAAACUCUCCUUAUUAAUGGUAGAACCUUCACUUCUUUUUCCUUUCUCGUUUGUGUAUUGUAGUGUGGCAUUUUUAAUGACGGAUAUGGGUAGAGAAUACUUCAAAUCACCUCUGAAAUAAACCGGCAUUAACACUGUUCCCAAAGAAAAAUAGAAGGUGAUUAUUAAAAAAAAUCAGUAACAUCCAGGGUUUUUGUUUAGCCUGAGGCAAGUGGAUAUGGGCUUAAACUGUCUGAUCACCUUAUCGUGUUGUUGAAAACAAAAUUCAUACCCCAAACAACUGUACAGAUAUAUGUUUAAUUAAUCUGAUUUAGAAUACAGCUUGGUAAGGUUUAUCAUCUACAGGUACAUUGUUGCUUUGGAUCUCUAAAAACCUAAAUAAAAUAACAGCGCUAAUCAAGUCCAUCUUUGGUUUGAAAACAAUGUGAUUCAGAUAUAGACUCUUGCUCGGCGCCAGCUCGGAAGGUAUUUCAACCAUUUUCAGAGGGAAUUAGACUUAGUGAAGCGCACGAGGGUAGGGAAUUUGACAUCCUGAACGUCCCCUUGACUCAGCCGCCAUCUGGGAAAGUGGAGAACUUGGGAAUGAGUCAUAAGGGGUCCGCCCUCUUUGAAAAUACCCAGUACUCAUUUGUAUGAGUUUCCCACAUUCUGAUGUGGUCAUUUCUUUGUGAAGGAUGGCAGAACGAAAGUUAGGAGUAUCUUAUUUUGUCUCUCAGCAUUGAGAACCAACACUUGCAAAAAGUGUCAUUUGAAAAUAUGCUUUCUACUUACUGAUGAUGUUUUUUACCAGAUGCUGCCCUCGCCACAAGAAAAAUCAUACUGAAAGACACGAAAUAAUCCCGCAAUUCUCUGUUAGAUUUUCUAGUAUACACCAAAUCUCGAAUUAAAUGAAAUUCUGAACCACAGUUACAAAACACCAGUCGGCCCGCUUAUAUUAGACAUUAACCCUUCUUGAUGAUGACACGACAUGUUCUGGCACUGCACAUUUUGCAUUGCUGUAAAUACUGUGUGAAACAAUUCAAAGG